AUGCCUUCUUUGCAGCUACAGAAGCAGCAGAGCAAGUUUGACGGAUCUGCUCUUGCAGUUCUGCCGCCCUCGCCAACGGCUUCCAACCAUAGCAGCCUCGACGGCUUUGAACCUCACACGACUUCCCGGAAGGAAUCACGUAAGUCAAUAGAGACGGAGGCAUUGGUUCCAGACAUGUUCACUUCAAUUCUCUCCGUCGAGCCCGUGCAAAACAUGCACUACUCCCAAGUCAAGCGGGAGGCAGACGCGUGGAAUGCCGAAACAUUAGGUAUGAAUGAGAAGCAGAGGGCCAAAAACUCCAUCGCGGACUUCACAUAUUUGGUUUCCUGGUGGGCUCCGUAUUGCGACGCGGAAGCCCUCCGGACCAUGGUAGACUGGCAGAAUUGGGCCUUCGCUUGGGAUGACCAGUUCGACGAGGGUCAUCUGAAAGAGGACCUCCACGCCGCAGCCUGCAACAUCAUCAACAUGACCUCGCUACUAGACGACUGUCACCCGCUGGUCUCCCGCGACGACGACCCCAUCGCUUACGCAUUCCAACUCAACUGGCGAAACAUUCAAAAGCGCGCAUCACCUGGCCUCCAGCACCGUUACAAGACCUACAUCAAACACUACAUGCUCGGCGUUUUGGGCCAGGUCAACUCGCGAAAACUGCACGUCAGCGACCUCACCAUCGAGGAGUUCCUGGUCUUCCGGCGCGGCACCAUCGGUGUCAUGCCCUGCACCGUUCUCGUUGAGUACGCGCUCGGAAUCGAGGUCCCCGAACACAUCAUAAACCACCCUUCGAUCAAGGCAUGCCAAGAAGUAGCGGUCGACUUGGUGCUCCUAGACAACGACGUUCUUUCAUACAAGAAGGAUGUUAUUGAGGGAGAAGAGCUAUCCGUCAUCGGCAUCCUUCGCUCUCAGGGAUACACUCUGCAGGAGGCCAUGGAUGAGACGGGCCGCAUGAUUGAGGCGAGAUACCGGCGCUGGUAUGAAGCCUUGGCCCAGAUGCCCAGCUGGGGCUCGAAGCACGACCGCGUGGUGCUCAAGUACCUCAACGGUAUUCGGGAUAUUGCGCUGGGUAGCCUGCUAUGGAGCUUCUGGACUGGCCGGUAUUUCAACAAGGAAGAGGGCGAGCUGCUCCGAGAGACACGCCUCCUUCGUCUUCCCAUCAACCCUGGUAUGGAGGCAUGA
This is a messenger RNA of Colletotrichum karsti, 1173 nucleotides long. Its product is annotated as pentalenene synthase. Bases 1 to 1173 code for a protein of 390 amino acids. NCBI's taxonomy places the organism in Eukaryota, Fungi, Ascomycota, Sordariomycetes, Glomerellales, Glomerellaceae. The record is from RefSeq and is a predicted model, not a curated record. The transcript has 11 exons.